Panicum virgatum (switchgrass) is the source of this 729-nucleotide messenger RNA. Its product is annotated as patellin-1-like. The coding region runs from base 110 to 523 and encodes 137 amino acids. NCBI's taxonomy places the organism in Eukaryota, Viridiplantae, Streptophyta, Magnoliopsida, Poales, Poaceae. The record is from RefSeq and is a predicted model, not a curated record. The transcript has 2 exons.
CCCCGUUACCAAAUCACCUCCACAUUCAACACCUCCUCUAUCUCCUCCACCACUAUCCAAUAACCCCCGGCCGCCGUCGCCGCAACCGCCACAGCAGCCGGGGGCAGCCAUGGGUGCCUGCGCAACCAAGCCCAAGACGCUUGAGGGGAAGGCCCCCGCCGAGGCCACCAUCUCCACACCCAAGGUUGCUCCCGAGACCACCGUCCCCACCGAGGAGGUUGCGGCGCCUGAACAGGUAGUCGAGAAGGUGGUGGAGGAGGCCAAGGAGGAGCCGGCGGCGGCGGCAGAGCUGCCUGCCCCCGCCGAGCCCGAGCAGAAGGCUGAGGCGGUUCCGGAGGCGAUCGCCGAGCCCGAGCACAAGGAAGAGGAGCUAGUCUUGGAGAAGACGAUCGUCGAGGAGGAGAAGCCUGCUUCAGCCCCUGUGGAGGAGGAGAAGACCGCCGCCGCCGCCGAGGUGGCGGAGGAGCCCACGGAGGUGAAGAAGGACGCCGCGGAGGAGGAGAAGAAGCCGACGCAGAGCUGAUCGACGGCCGUCCAUGCACGUCGACUGGCUCCUGCCAAUGAUCAAUGUGCAUGCGAGAGCGUGCGCCUUGAAAUCUCUAGAGUUGGCUCAUAUGUAUAGCUCGGGAGAGAUCCGAUCCACUGUGUAACAAUCUUUGAUGUCUCCCAGUUUUUCCUCCACGGGGUUCUGAUAAACGACAUUAUUGGGCUUAUCGAACAUCUUGGUCU